This is a messenger RNA of Daktulosphaira vitifoliae (grape phylloxera), 1349 nucleotides long. Its product is annotated as JNK1/MAPK8-associated membrane protein. The record is from RefSeq and is a predicted model, not a curated record. Gene Ontology annotation, biological process: response to unfolded protein. Gene Ontology annotation, cellular component: membrane. The coding region runs from base 255 to 1247 and encodes 330 amino acids. Gene Ontology annotation, molecular function: ubiquitin protein ligase binding. NCBI's taxonomy places the organism in Eukaryota, Metazoa, Arthropoda, Insecta, Hemiptera, Phylloxeridae. The transcript is spliced from 6 exons.
AUUUUAACUCAUUUAUAUCAACUAUUAUCAUAUUAUUGUUAUAUUAAAAUAUUCAUACAUUUUUUGUUUAAAUAAUGUUUAUUUUAUUUUAGUUUACGAAUGAAACACACUAAGUUUAUGAUGAUUAUUAUAUAUAAACAUUUUUGUUUGAUUAGCAAAUGCUAAUUUUUGUUAAUAUGUUAUGGUUUAUUUGAUUUAAAUGUUUAAUUUUUACGACUCAUUACAUCUAUAUGUACCAUUAGAUAAACUUUACAAUGGGCGAUUACUAUAAUCUUAUAUCAAAAAACCAUAACAGCAUUGAUGAUCUGAUUGAUCCUAGAUGUCCUGGUUACUAUUGUGGUCGACGUUUAUUAGCUAAUGGUCGUACUAGUGAUUGUGGAUCAUGUCCUACUGGUACCCGUGUAAAUGCAUUUCAUAUGUGUCAACCAUGUACAGACACUCCAUCAUCAUAUGAUUGGAUGUACUUAUUGUUUAUGGCUGUAGUACCUUUAUUAUUCCAUGCUGUAUAUAUAGAUUUAUCUUCAAUAUCUUGGGCAUCUCAAGUAAAGAGUGAUAAUUCAAGAAAUAAAACUAAGACCAAAAUUGUAUUAUACAUUUCUGCAACACUUGAAGUUAUUACUGCAGCAACACUAGCUGUUUUAGCAGUGGAUCCUUUGGGUCAAAUAUCAAUUCGUUCUUGUCGAACACAGUGGUUAUCCGAUUGGUAUACAGUAUUGUAUAACCCAACACCUGAUUAUCAUGAACCAUUAAGGUGUACUCAAGAAGCUGUAUACCCAAUGUAUUCAAUGAUAUUUAUUUUUUAUUUAGGUUGUGUUAUUACCUUAUUAACAUUUCGCCCAAUUUUCUCAGCUUAUUUUAACUUAAGUGGAUCUUUAUACUUAAAAACAUUAUACGCUGGACUGUAUUUUUUCCCAAUUGCAGCUGUUACUCAUGCAUUUUUAGGUGGAAUAAUUUAUAUGACUUUUCCAUACAUAGUUAUUGUUUUGUCAGUUGUUUCAAGUGCUAUUCAUUUUGCUACUGAAAUUAAUCAGUCAACCAGAUAUUUAAUAGUAAAUACAGUUUGUGUACCAAGAAACAUAUUAAUUGUAGCAAUACAUUGGAUUAGUCAUGGAUUUGGAAUAGUUGCCAUUACUCAAUUAGCUAAUCCACCAGUAGAUUAUGCAUUAUUGUUGCUUGUGCCUUUACCAACUGUAUUUUAUAUAGCCACUACACGUAUAAGUGAGCCCUCUAAGAUACUUGUUUUAUAAGUAUUUUUCUAUGUAAAUUUGUAUAAUGUUAUUUUGUAAAAUAUAAACUGUAAGUAUUUAAAUGAAAUUUUUUUAAGUAAAAAUAAAUAGGUUUUUUUAAUA